Molecule: messenger RNA, 5206 nt
Organism: Notolabrus celidotus (New Zealand spotty)
Lineage: Eukaryota; Metazoa; Chordata; Actinopteri; Labriformes; Labridae
Gene: zfyve28
Product: zinc finger, FYVE domain containing 28
Exons: 14
Coding region: 489-3530 (1013 amino acids)
Biological process (GO): negative regulation of epidermal growth factor-activated receptor activity
Cellular component (GO): early endosome membrane
Molecular function (GO): metal ion binding
Source: RefSeq, a predicted model, not a curated record
AAUCGAUUAAUCGAUUAACUGAGAAUGGUUGGUCAUAACUCCGAUUAAAAAGCUGCGAGGAUUCCUGAGUUUAGGAGCGGCCCUUGAAGGCAUCAUUUCCUGGGAAAGUGGGAGGUGAAUGUUUUCAACGUGCCUGUCAUCAGUAACGUUAGAGGGGCAGAGACUAGACCAGCAGAGAACCAGAGAACAGCAGAGACCAGCAGAGCCGUCGGGACCUGGAAAGUGGCCGGGCGGGGGAGACUGGGCAGCCAACCUCAGGAUUCAGUGAAGAUGGGAAUAAGUCGUUGUUGUCGAAUAUCUCCUCUGAAAGCCUCCUGAGCGCGUGCUGUCACAUUCUGGACAACUUACCGUUCAUUGUGUGUUUGGUUCAUUCUCCUGUUUCUGGAUCCAGCGCCAGCUAGCUUAGCAGCCAGCCGCUGAUAGAGUCAGACACACAGGUAGAGGAGAGGAGAGGAGAGGAGGUGACAAAGGAAGGUGGCGAGGAGACGAUGAACCGCUUUCGAAAGUGGCUGUACAAGCCCAAGAGGACGGACCCUCAGCUCCUGGCCCAGUUCUACUACGCCGAUGAAGAGCUGAAUCAGGUGGCCACCGAGCUUGACAGCCUCGAUGGCAGGAAGGACCCUCAGAGAUGUACCCUGCUGGUCAACCAGUUCCGCUCUUGUCAGGACAAUGUGUUGAACAUUAUCAAUCAGAUCAUGGAUGAAUGUAUCCCCCACGACCGGGCCAACAGAGACUUCUGCGUCAAGUUCCCUGAGGAGAUUCGUCAUGACAACCUGGCAGGGCAGCUGUGGUUUGGGGCCGAGUGUUUGGCUGCCGGCUCGAUCAUCAUGAACAGGGAGAUAGAGAGUAUAGCGAUGAGGCCCCUGGCUAAGGACCUUACUCGCAGCCUGGAGGAGGUACGCAACAUCACCAGAGACCAGGCCCUGAGAGACCUCAACUUGUACACAGACCGCAUGAAGGACGCACUGCGACACUUCGACAGCCUUUUCGCUGAGUUUGAGCUCAGUUAUGUGUCAGCCAUGGUGCCUGUAAAGUCUCCCAAAGAAUACUAUGUACAGCAGGAGGUGAUUGUGCUCUUCUGUGAGACUGUGGAGAGGGCCCUGAAGAUGGGCUACCUCAAUCAGGACAUGAUCGAUGACUAUGAACCCGCUCUGAUGUUUACAAUUCCCAGACUAGCCAUUGUGUGUGGGCUGGUUGUGUAUUCAGAGGGACCUCUCAGCCUCGAUAGAAAAUCAGAUGACAUGUCUGAGCUCUUCCGCCCUUUUCGCACCCUGUUAAAGAAAAUCAGAGACCUGCUGCAGACCUUGACUGAGGAGGAGUUGCUGACGCUGGAGAGAAACCUGUGUAUCUCUCAGGACGGGGAGUUGUCCACGGACCUUGCAGUGGCCACAGACAGCUCAGAAGCUCCAGUCCAAGAGAAUCAGUCAUCCUGCAAACCCACUAAUGACACCUCCAAGGGGGAGAGUGGUAGGGAGCAGGAGCAUCUGGCUCUGUAUGUCUGUCCCAGCCAGGAGGAGGAGCCGGCGGAAGUGGAAAAGGCCUGGGAAGUGGAAACAGAGAGGGGGGAGGAAGAGCAGGAGCAGGGCCUGCUGUGUGAGGAGGCGGAGGAGGCUGAGUUGGCCUGCUCCAUGCAGUAUGAUGAGGAGGAGCUGGAGCAGCUCAAUAUGAUGGUGUAUCGCGUGGGAGACGAGAUGUCCUCCCUUCUGUCGCCUCCCAGCCAGGGUCAGUCCCCAGCACACCAACCUGGCAGAGGAGAUGGAGGAGGCUCCAGUGGAGCUUCCAGCACAGAGGCCUCACCCCGUAGGCUCCUGGUGAGCAAGGGAAGGACAGGCCUCUAUGUAGAGGAAGAGGACAGGGUCUUCCUCAUGGAUGACCUGGAUGCAGCAGGAGAAAACAUCACCAGCAUCUCAAGAGAGGCGUACAAUUGUAUCGCCUCUCCUUCCAAAGCACCGCUGUCUGCCCGUCCUAUGCAGCGCAAACCCAGCCCAAGACCGGACCCCAACAGGAACGGCUGGUUCUCUGAUGCCCAGUCAGAGCAGCCGUGCUCACAGCCACGCAGCCACAACGCACACUGUCCUCAUGCAAAGCGCCCUUCUUGCACUUCCGCAGAGCCUCUGCCUUACACAAACGGCUGGGACAUGGCUUUAGAGGGGACAGCUUCUGAAACAGCUGAGGUCAUCGCCCAUCGUAUGGGUGGGAUGAAGCUGUCCGCCACCGUCAUCUUCAACCCUCGCUCCCCAAGCUUAUCAGAGCUGGCCGUGGACAAGUUGCUGCUGCCGCGGCCUGCUCCCUCUGAGAUCGAGCCAUGCGGCCCCCUGGUGGCCACUCACUGCCUGCUCAACUCCUGUGUCUGCUGCGGGAGCUGUGAGGACAGCCACGAGGACACCAUCACCACAGAAACCACAGGACUUGGGUUAGGCCUCGCUCUGGGUUUGGACAAACACUGUAAGAUGGCAGCACCCAGCACAGUCAUCCAGUCCUCUGCUUGCAGGCUUCCUCCCCGAGGUCACGACCCUCACAGUAAAGGAGAACCCACCCAGUUUACCCCACCUUCCUCUCGCAGCUCUGCAGAGACCCUGGAGGAGGAUUCAAACUCCAAGCUCUGUGAGAAGUGCCUGGAUGUGCCGGGGCUCCACAUAAAGGAGGGUAGCUCCAGUGAAGGGGACAGACACUCCACAUGCAACCACCAGCUGGAGACCGAGCAGAGGCAGCAGGCCAGUGGAGGCCGGCAGAGGGACAAGGAGACAGAGAAGGACAGGCCAGGAACUAAAAAUUCGAUGAGGGACACCAAAGAAGACAGUGGGAGGAGCUCCAGUUUCCAGAGUUCCCCCCUCAGCUCUGUGUCAGGUAGUGACUGUGAGAGUGUGUCGGUCACCACAUGUAGUCUGUCAAGCAGUGCAUACACCCCCAGCCCCGUCAGCAGCCUGACCCCCAGUUCCGGGAUGUCCGAAGACCUGGAGCAUCAAGAGAUCCAGUUGGCUCUACACGAUGCCAAGAUGGCUGCCAGGAACAAGAUCCGAUCCCGCUUCCACAGCAGCAGCGACCUCAUCCACCGUCUCUUUGUUUGUAUAUCAGGAGUCGCCGAUCAGCUGCAAACCAACUACGCCAGCGACCUUCGCAGCAUCCUGAAGACUUUGUUUGAAGUCAUGGCAACCAAGUGCGAGCAGGGAGGCAAUGAUAAGCAAAACAAAGGUCCCAAUCUUCGUAGUGCGGUCCUCGAGGACUGUGCUCUCUGUCAGGAGACCAUUUCCUCAUCCGAAUUGGCAGCAAAGGCUCGGGAAGGCCAGUUCGAAGACCCUCCAGACUGGGUCCCUGAUGAAGCCUGUAACUCCUGCAUUGCCUGCAAAGCUCCCUUCACUGUCAUCCGUAGGAAGCAUCACUGUAGAAGCUGCGGGAAGAUCUUCUGCUCUCGCUGCUCCUCCCAUUCUGCUCCCUUGCCCCGGUAUGGCCAGGUGAAGCCCGUCAGGGUUUGCACACACUGCUACAUGUUCCACGUCACUCCCUUCUACAGCGACAAGGCCGGCAUCUGACCCCUGUUCAUCACUGAGAGCACACAGUCAGAAGCAUACGUGACGGACACAUCCAAGGCUGCGUGCAAAGCAAACUGCUCUGGUAAACCUAAUGGUCGUCAUCGUACAAGCUCAGCAAAGCUUCAGAGUCAGACCAUUACAGAUGACAGAGCAGAGAUACGAGACACACAGCUGCGAGUCAACCUGUUUCUGUUGCUUCAGAGAGAUUGGUGCAUCACUGCAAACCAAAGGGGUUGAUUUCAGCAUGAAGCUGACACGUACAAGUGAUUCACAAAUGCCUGUUAGACUGUAGAGACGGGAAACAGAGAGCGGAAGAACAGACAAUAACCGAAUUUGAACUGGCUUUGUGCAACAGUCCUCUGUAGCAGGUUGCAGCACGAAAUGAGAACAGACCACCUUGUUUUAUCUGUUGCUUAAGAUGUAAUUGAAAGGACUUGUGACACAUUUUUGAUUAUUGCUUUACCGAGCUUCCUUCAGUCGUGCCAGAGCUCCCACGGGACUCAGAUAACACUAAAGAAUGUAAGUCAUGAUAACCGCAUAAAUAAGGAUCAAUCUGGCAAAAGCUUCACGACAAUGUCUGCAGUGCAAAGUUGCUACUUACCAGGAACUGGAGAGCAAUCGUCACCGCUCCCAGUACAGCAAAAAUGAAAAACUGAGCUUUUACAAUGAGGUUCCUCCAUGCUCUUGAUAGCAAUGAAUGUGUAACUCUGCACCACACACGUUCACCUCUCAGCGGCAGUGGGCUGUGCCCUUUGCUUUAAUAGUGACACCAGGGCAUGUUCAGUUUUCUCUGGGUACUUGGCUGCCCUCUGAGAUGGAUAAAAGGGAUUCCUUAGUCAUUGUUGUCAGGUCUCAAAGGCCCCCUUGUGGAGAGUUGAGAUCACUCAUCAUCAUGUUGUGUACAGUUUGUUCUGAACCAGAGGCCUUCUCAGGUGCUGGCCUACAGACUUGAGGCCAAUUAUCGCCUAUUGAUUUCUCUUCUUCACACUACACAUAGUGCAAUAUUAUGACUACUUACUGAAAUGAUCCCACACAUUUGAAAACAGUCUUUUGUUCUUCAGAUUGUUAUAAAGGUAAUUUAUUUUGGGAGAACUUUAAUUGGGAUUUACACUUACUUGUCUUUUGCUCUUGUGGUACCAUCACACAGGAGCAGAUUUUUGCUCCUGACAUCCUUUUGUGCUUUUGAAUCUGCUUCCAUUGCAAUGAUGGAUCACAAAGUAUCUUCCAUGCUUCUCAUAUAUGAACAGUUUGCACAUCUACAUAGUCGAAUAUGACCAAUCCACAAGCAUCCACCUUUGAAAUAUAUCAUCAUGUCCAUCCUGCUCUGCCUCGACAGCAGUCUCCUCAGGCAUUACAUACUCCAAAUCAUUCACUGUUGUUUGAUUAAGCAUACUUCAUUAAAGAACAUAUACACUUUGAGAAGGUAUUUUUUUCUUUUAUAAAGAACAAAAAUGAUGUAUGAAGCUAUAAUUACCUUUAUGUGAAACACAAGGAAUCAUGCAGUAAUGAAAGGGCGGGAUAUCCUUUUAUUGUUUCAGAGCUUGGUCUUAUUUUGUAAAAAAUCCUGGACAUUUCCAUGAUAAAAGCUGUGUGAAAUAUUCAACAAACAAAUAAUGUUAUAUAGUUUUAAAUGCGAUGUAUAUUGAAAUAAAUUACUUUUUCCUGUUUAAACUGUU